AGAGACAGAAGACUAGUCUGUCAGCGCAGAACACACACACACACACACACCGACACACACACACACACUCACUGUCUGUCUGUCGGGAACAAACACGUACCAAACCAACCGCUCACACACACUCCUAGGACAUGAACACUCUCAUCCUCUCCUCUCUGCUGUGUUUGGUUUUCAGCGCUCUAGGUGUCCUGGGAUCCGCAGUGACGUUCUCUGCGGGGCUGAGCCAUGUGACGGGGGCAUUGGCCUCAGGGGAAGGGGAGGAGCUACAGAGCUCUCUGGGCGAUGAGGAGGAACUGGAUCUUGAAGAAGAUCUGUCGGGAGGAACACCUACAGACGGCUCACCCCAACCAGUGCCGCGUCACAGUAAGGACCACAAAGAAAAGGGGAGAGGUCCGAGAGUGAAAAGUAAAAAAGUAAAGAAGAAAAAGAAGACAAGAACCUCCACAGCCUUCAACCCUGAACACACGUUAGCAGGACAGACGUUAGCAGGACAGACGUUAGCAGGACAGACGUUAGCAGGACAGACGUUAGCAGGACAGACGUUAGCAGGACAGACGUUAGCAGGACAGACGUCAGAGUUCCCGGCCGCACACACACACCAGACGUCAGGGCGUGUCACAGAGGACCCUUGUAGCUUUUCCCACAAGGGCUACUGUAUCCAUGGGCUCUGCAAGUACAUGGCAGACCUGAGAGAGCCAGUGUGUAUGUGUAAUAAAGGAUACGACGGUGAGCGCUGUGGGAUCCUGCUCCUACCUACGACGAACAAGGAGGAGAGCGGCAGAGCAGAGGUGGUUCAGACGGUCCUGGUUGUUAUAGCUGUGGUCCUCUCGUGCGUCAGCUGCCUCGCCAUACUGCUCAUGGCCUGCACACAUUACAGAACUCAUCAGAACUUUCUGGCUACCUAUCUUGGCUCUGGCAGUGAGAAACAGCUCCAGAAAACCACACCCUGUGACAUCACAGUGUGACCAUCAACAGAGAACUUAAACGUCUGGAACCAUGAGAACCGGGACAACCAGAGGAGAAACCGGUUCUGGCUCCUACCCAGCGGAAUUUUCUGUAGGAGAACCAGCGUAGAACCUCCUUGACGAACCAGCAUAGAACCGCCUUAAAAAAACAGCAUAGAACCGCCUUGACGAACCAGCAUAGAACCGCCUUGUUAUUCUAAUUUAUUGGAUUAUUUAUUGGUGACAGAGUGUUGUUUUAUUAGAUAUGAUUGGACUGCGAUGUUGAGCAUCAUGUUCCCAUUACGUUAUUGUUUAUUUAUUAUUAUUAUUAUUAUUAUUAUUAUUAUAUUAUUAUUAUAUUAUUAACCGGACUGUUCCUAGGUCAGAUCUACUGUAUUGGACAUAGAUGGAAUCUAUCUGUUCACAAAUAAAGUCCUCCCACUCUGUUAAGAAAA
This is a messenger RNA of Oncorhynchus keta (chum salmon), 1399 nucleotides long. RefSeq lists its product as uncharacterized. Gene Ontology annotation, biological process: positive regulation of mitotic nuclear division; epidermal growth factor receptor signaling pathway; positive regulation of cell population proliferation. The record is from RefSeq and is a predicted model, not a curated record. The coding region runs from base 132 to 965 and encodes 277 amino acids. The transcript has 6 exons. NCBI's taxonomy places the organism in Eukaryota, Metazoa, Chordata, Actinopteri, Salmoniformes, Salmonidae.